ACCGGAAGUAGCUUGAUGAAGUUUGAUGUAGAACUAUCACAGAAGAUGAAUUGGACGACUGACAGUCAUUCAGGCUUUUUGGACACAGCUAGAUAAGAUGGCGAGUGGAGGGAAGAAGUCAUUCCGUAAUUCUCUGAAGGAGUCGCUGACAGGCUUUAAAAAGUGUAGCCUUAAAAAGACAGAAACGAAAGUAACCACAGCAGGAGGAGAGUCAUUCAUCGAAAGUCAUGACGAAGACGGUAAAACAGUGUCCAAGAAAACAGUUGGCCAAACGUACGGAUUUGUGGGGUGGGGAAUUCCCGACAUGCAAGUUGGGGAAAUAUUACCAGGACUUUUGCUGAGUUCCCAGGAUGUGGCUUGUGACCAGGAGACACUACUGAAUUACAACGUAACUCACAUAUUAAAUGUGGCAUCGUUUGUGGAUGAACAUUUUCCAAGAAACUUCACCUAUAAAUCCAUGAAGAUGGACGACCAUCCAGAUUUCCAAAUCUCACAAAAAUUUGAGGAAGCUUUUAGUUUCAUAGAUCAAGGUCGAGUAAAGGACACGGGUGUGGUACUUGUGCAUUGUAACGCUGGAGUGUCUCGUGCUGCGACCGUUGUCAUCGGCUACCUGAUGAGUCGCGAGGGUAUGACGCUUCAACAUGCAUAUGGUCAUGUAAAGGAUAAACGUCCCGCUAUUCGCCCAAAUGAUGGAUUUCAAAGUCAGCUGAAAGUUUAUGGAGAACAACUGAAAAGACAGAGAUGAAGAAAUUCAAUCUGAAGCUGUUUCACCUGAAUCUGUUUCACCUGAAGCUGUUUCACCUGAAGAAAACUGUUGAUUAAUUUGUUUUUUUAUUUAUUGAUAUUAUUUACUGUAUUGUUAUUUUCACAAUACCAAUUCUCUAGUCACAAAGCCGUUUCAAAGGACACUUUUUUCAUACUUAAUUCAAUCACCAUGAAGUGAAAGAUAAUGCAGUACGUACAUAUAUAGCCUGAUGUACGUGAUAUAUCGUGACAAGUCUGAUGUAUGUGAUACAUAGUGACAAGUCUGAUGUACGUGAUAUAUCGUGACAAGUCUGAUGUAUGUGAUAUAUCGUGACAAGUCUGAUGUACGUGAUAUAUCGUGAAAAGUCUGAUGUACUUGAUAUAUCGUGACAAGUCUGAUGUACCUGAUAUAUCGUGACAAGUCUGAUGUACGUGAUAUAUCGUGACAAGUGUGAUGAACGUGAUAUAUCGUGACAAGUCUGAUGUACGUGAUACAUCGUGACAAUGUAUCGUGACAAGUCUGAUGUACGUGAUGUAUCGUGACAACUCUGAUUUACGUUAUAUAUAUCGUGACAAGUCUGAUGUACGUGAUGUAUCGUGACAAGUCUGAUGUACAUGAUAUAUCAUGACAAGUCUGAUGUACGUGAUAUAUCGUGACAAGCCUGAUGUACGUGAUACAUCGUGACAAGUCUGAUGUAUGUGAUAUUUAUCGUGACAAGUCUGAUGAACGUGAUAUAUCGUGACAAGUCUGAUGUACGUGAUUUAUCGUGACAAGUCUGAUGUACAUGAUAC
Mizuhopecten yessoensis (Yesso scallop) is the source of this 1536-nucleotide messenger RNA. RefSeq names its product dual specificity protein phosphatase 19-like. Gene Ontology annotation, biological process: protein dephosphorylation; regulation of MAP kinase activity. The coding region runs from base 98 to 745 and encodes 215 amino acids. Gene Ontology annotation, cellular component: cytoplasm. Lineage: Eukaryota; Metazoa; Mollusca; Bivalvia; Pectinida; Pectinidae. Gene Ontology annotation, molecular function: JUN kinase phosphatase activity. The transcript has 4 exons. The record is from RefSeq and is a predicted model, not a curated record.